AUGAUUCUAUGGAUUAUUGUGGCCCUGGUGACCCAGACUGAGUCCAGCAUGUGGGGCAGCUGGAGCAAGAAAAUCAUGGGGAAAAUGUCCAAGACUGAGCACAUUGCUGCUGCAUCAACUGAGAGUCUGUUCAGAGACCAGUGGGAGAAAGAAGAGAUGCUGGUGGAGAGGAACUGGGACGUGGUCACCUGGAAAAGAGAAGAGAAGCUGGAGUGGAUGUACCAGGGCCCAGGGGGCAUGGUGAACAGGGAGGAGUACCUGAUGGGGCGCCCCGUGGACAAAUACAUCUUUGAGAAGGCUGAAGAGAAGGAUGCUGGCUGCUCCAGCGAGACUGGGCUCCUCCCAGGCUCCAUCUUUGCCAAGUCAGGUGCCAAUUCUGUCCUGGACAUGGCCAACAAAAUCCGGGAGGAUCCCCUGUUCAUGAUCAGGAAGAGGGAGGAGGAGAAGAAGAGAGAAGUGUUGAAUAAUCCUGUCAAGAUGAAGAAAAUCAAAGAGCUGCUGCAAAACAGUUUGGAUAAAAAAGAGAAGAAAAAGAAGAAGAAGGAGAAGAAGAAGCACAAGAAACGUCGGCGUCGCAGCUCCAGCAGUGACAGUGGCAGCAGUGAUGGGGAGAGGGGCAAAACCAGGUCUCAGAAGAGGACAAGCAGUUCCUGGAAACCUGCUCCUUCCAGAGCUCCAGGAUAUGGUUUGCAAGAGCUGAGCCCGAGGCCCCGGAGCUGCCCGGCCGGCCAGGAAGGGGCCCCGCAGCGGCACCGGGAGCGUUCCCGGAGCCACAGCCGCUCCAGCAAGAGGAACUCGGGAUCCCCUUCCAGUCGGGAGGAGAAAGGCAGAGCCAGGAGCCCCUCCCCAAAAAAGAGCUACCGCCGCCAGCACAGCCCGGGCUAUACCAGAAAGAUCUCCCAGGAGGAGCUGGAGAGGAAACGCCAGGAAAUGAUGGAAAAUGCCAAGUGGAGGGAAGAGGAGAGAGCAAACAACCUCAGGAAGCACCGAAAGGAGGAGGAGCUGGAGAGGGAAGCAGAGAAGCUCGACUCCCGAGAUGGAAAGUUCUUCCAGCGCCUGAAGCUGGAAAGUGCCUCCACCUCCAGCCUGGAGGACCGGGUGAAGCGCAACAUCCACUCCCUGCAGAGAACUCCUGCUGCCCUGGAAAAGAACUUCAUGCAGAGAUGA
Molecule: messenger RNA, 1167 nt
Organism: Chaetura pelagica (chimney swift)
Lineage: Eukaryota; Metazoa; Chordata; Aves; Apodiformes; Apodidae
Gene: CWC25
Product: CWC25 spliceosome-associated protein homolog (S. cerevisiae)
Exons: 10
Coding region: 1-1167 (388 amino acids)
Biological process (GO): mRNA splicing, via spliceosome
Cellular component (GO): U2-type spliceosomal complex
Source: RefSeq, a predicted model, not a curated record